This is a messenger RNA of Colossoma macropomum (tambaqui), 1415 nucleotides long. It is a transcript of the gene sox21a, whose product is annotated as SRY-box transcription factor 21a. Gene Ontology annotation, biological process: cell differentiation; anatomical structure morphogenesis; regulation of DNA-templated transcription. Bases 428 to 1126 code for a protein of 232 amino acids. The transcript has a single exon. Lineage: Eukaryota; Metazoa; Chordata; Actinopteri; Characiformes; Serrasalmidae. The record is from RefSeq and is a predicted model, not a curated record. Gene Ontology annotation, molecular function: DNA-binding transcription factor activity, RNA polymerase II-specific; RNA polymerase II cis-regulatory region sequence-specific DNA binding.
UGUUACUGACGCUUAUUUUUCUCAACGAAUCAGUUCUUCCGUCCAGCAGGCUGAUCUCUGAGCACCUGUUGAAGAAACGCUCACACAGCGAGAAGCCGGUGAGCCGGAGGGUCCCAGGCGCGCAACUCUUCAGUGGAGCACAGCUUUGACUAAGUGGACUAACUGAGUAAGAGAGCGGACUCCGCAGGACGCCCACCAACACAAGACACUCUGCAGAAGUUUUUUUCUCUCUUAAAAAGGCGUUUAGGCUGUCAUCUCCUUGACGAAGAGUUGAGUUUCAGAAACAUGUCACUGCCCUAGCGCACAGUCUUUUACUUAUGUGUCAGGAACACAGGUUUUUGCUCGAGUUGAAGACGGCUUUAGUUCUGGGAACUGGAGCUCAGAGUGGAACUCGGCGCCAGAAGAAGAAAACGAAGCGAAAAGCAAAAUGUCGAAGCCGACUGACCACGUAAAGCGUCCGAUGAACGCCUUCAUGGUCUGGUCGAGGGCUCAGAGGCGAAAGAUGGCACUGGACAACCCGAAGAUGCACAACUCGGAAAUCAGCAAGCGUCUGGGCGGAGAGUGGAAACUUUUGUCGGACUCGGAGAAGAGGCCGUUCAUCGACGAGGCCAAGCGGCUCAGGGCGGUGCACAUGAAGGAGCACCCGGACUACAAGUACAGACCUCGGCGGAAGCCCAAGAACGCGGCGAGGAAGGACAGGUACCAGCUGAACGUGGCUUACAGCCUCGGAGAGCCCGACUCCCUGAAGGGGGCACUCUUGCAGGGCGGGGAAGCGGAAAAGGCUGCAGCCGUGGCCGCCGCUACCAGAGCGCUGCUCGGCCAUCCGCUGCCCACCAGCCCUUACCCGUACGUGGACAUACACUCGAAAAUGUCCGAGUUUCCCGCGUCAGCUUUUGCGCAUGGCUCGCUUGAAUAUCCGGGCCGUGUGGCUGCGUUUCCCACCGUAGGCGUCCUGGGGGGCGCCACGCACACGCACCCUAGUCCCGCGAACCCAGGAUACAUGGUGCCCUGCAACUGCCCAGGCUGGACGGCCUCUGCCCCUCAUCCUCCCGUAGCUUACGUGUUUUUGCCAGGCAUGAGCAAAAGCCUGCACGAAGCGUACCCAGCGUACGCAGCGGCCUUAUGAUGGCCGUGAGAGGAGGAAGACUGGACGGCUGACUGGUUAUUGUGCUGCAGGGCCGCUCAUGCCUCAUGAUGGACCCGUUAAAGUUGUAUAUUUGUACAAAUGAAACGUCUGUAAGUGGUGUUCAGACUCUUUCUUCAACGGUUAAUAAAGCAUUUAAUAAAGUCAAUGGCAAAUAAGAAAUGGCUUGUAUAUAUUUGAAGAUAAUGUAUGUCUAGUGAAUAGAUUUUUUACAGAAAGCUUUCUCUGUAUUGUUUUAGUCCCUUUCUUUCAGUUCACAGAAGUAGUAAAA